CAUCCGCUCCAGAGGCGACUGCCGGCUGCAUUUCCUCCGUUGUGAGAUGACGUAUCAGCCCUUUAGUUAAUACUGAUGUAAUUACCACGUCAGUGUGGAGCGAGUGUCAACAUAUGUUGCUGUCAAUUUGGUCGGUUGAGCCGAUUGUUACACCUGCCCACGUGACACACGUCACGUCCAGCAUACAUAAAUAGGACGUAUGACCAGAAUGAAUGAAAGUAGAUGAAUACAUGUUUUUUUAAAAUAUAAUCACAAGCUAAUUGUAUCGCUUGAUUUUUGUUCAGCACAUUAAGCUGCACUGUUAGAUUAUAUAGUGGUUUAAAACGUAACGCUUUUCCUCUUUCGACCACUAUGAACAGUGAUUGAUGCGAUUUGCUGACUGUUUCUUCUCUGUAAAGACCAGCAGAAAAGCAGUGAACUAACAUGCCGUGACGCUGUCCAGCAAUGUUUUGGUUCCUGGCGGUGACGUAAUACACAAAAACAUGGUUCCCUUGUUUUGAACCUGAAACGCGUGCUAAGUGUUUUCCUGUAACUUCACUCCGCAUGAAGAUGCAUUUCCGAAAGCGAGCGGCUGGGACGCAUUGAUGGGAUGACGAUGGCUCAGGCCGUGGAGACGUGUGCGGAAUCCGGACGCAGGCUGCGCUCCAUCUGCCGAAGGAUGUACGACGAAGACGAGGAUUUGUCCGAUGUUGAAGAAAUUGCAAACAUCCGAGGUUUCAGUGUGGAGGAGAAGCUUGUCAGUGACAGUUACAGCGCCACGUUUGUCCACUUCAUGGAGGGUAAAGACUUCUCCUAUGAAUACGUGCAAAGGGAGGCUCUGAGGACUCCACUCAUAUUCAAAGAGAAAGAUGGACUAGGGGUCAGGAUGCCUGAUCCAGAAUUCACAGUCAGUGAAAUUAAAGCCUUAGUUGGGAGUCGUCGGUCUGUGGACGUUAUGGAUGUGAGCACUCAGAAGGGCUCUGAAAUGAGCAUGGCUCAGUUUGUUCGUUAUUACGAGACACCAGAGGAAGAGCGGGACAAACUCUUCAACGUCAUCAGCUUAGAGUUCAGCCAAACUAAGAUGGAGAACCUCAUCAAGCGGCCCACAGUGGUCGAUCAAGUCGACUGGGUGGACAACAUGUGGCCUCCCGAUCUGAAACAUAGCCAAACAGAAGCCACCAAUGUAAUCUCAGACAUGAAGUAUCCUAAAGUGCAAAGAGCGCUGCAUACAGUCGAUCUUAUCCAUCUCAUGUAUUGUUUGAUGAGUGUGAAGGGCUGCUACACAGACUUCCACAUCGAUUUUGGCGGAACUUCGGUUUGGUAUCACGUCUUCAAGGGACAAAAAGUGUUUUGGCUCGUGCCUCCGACCCCUCAUAACCUCGCCCUCUAUGAGGACUGGGUCCUCACAGGCAAGCAGAGUGAUAUCUUCCUGGGAGACCGAGCUGAUGGAUGCCAGAGAGUAGAGCUCGAGCAAGGAUACACGUUCUUCAUCCCAUCUGGGUGGAUUCAUGCUGUCUACACUCCAGAGGACACGCUGGUAUUUGGAGGCAAUAUUCUGCACAGCUUCAACAUUCCUAUGCAGUUUACCAUCCACGAGAUAGAGAACAGGACUAAGGUUCAUUCCAAGUUCCGCUUCCCCUUCUACUACGAAAUAUGCUGGUAUGUCCUGGAGAGAUACCUGCACUGUCUCACCAAACGCUCCUACUUCUCUCAGGAGAUCCGCAAAGAGCCUGUGCUGAUGGACUAUGAGACCAAGGCAAACACAGAGAGCCCCUCCUCAGACUCAAGGAGCCAGGACAUGAACGAGGACUCGUGCGAGACUCAAGUCAGGGAUGGCCAGAGUGAAAAAGCAGAGAAAGCGGCGCAGGAUGGGCCCGGCUCUCCUGACAACCGGCGGGGCCAGCACCUCAAAGCGGUGUUAUCUGUUGACUCUGAGGACAGCUGUAAUCCCGGCUCCACCUCUCUGGACUUCCCUCAAACCCCCUCUGACUCUCCAGCCUCGGAGUCUCCGAAUAAAUGGAUGCAUUUGACCGAGUUUGAACUGAGCGGACUUCGGACGCUGGUUGAGAAGCUGGAGUUGCUCCCCGAUAACAAGAAGUGUGUUCCCGAGGGAAUCGAGAAUCCACAAGCCCUGCUGGAAGACAUGAAGGUUGUCUUAAAAGAACAUGCUGAUGAUGAUCCCAAAUUAGCAAUCACUGGAGUUCCCGUGGUUUACUGGCCAAAGAAAACUGUAAAGCCCCGGCCGCUCAACCGGCCCAGACCUAAGAUGGCAGCUUCUCCUGCAUCAGCAGUCAAGCUGUCAGCCGGUGGGGGAACAUCUGGUGCCAGGAGGAGGAGGACGCGCUGUCGGAAGUGUGAAGCAUGCUUACGGACAGAGUGUGGAGAGUGCCACUUUUGUAAAGACAUGAAGAAGUUUGGUGGGCCGGGCCGCAUGAAGCAGUCCUGCAUCAUGAGGCAGUGCAUUGCACCUGUCCUGCCACACACAGCAGUGUGUCUCGUCUGUGGAGAGGCAGGGAAAGAGGACACAGUGGAGGAUGAGGAGGAGAAGUUUAACCUUAUGCUCAUGGAGUGCUCCAUCUGCAAUGAGAUUGUUCAUCCUAACUGUCUUAAGGUGAAAGACUCAAACGGAGUCAUCAAUGAUGAAUUGCCAAACUGCUGGGAGUGCCCAAAUUGCAAUCACGCUGGGAAAACAGGGAAACAAAAAAGGGGGCCAGGAUUUAAGUACGCGUCAAACCUUCCUGGUUCGCUGUUGAAAGAACCGCGGUUAAACCGGGAUUCAAAAGAGGAGCCCGACCCACCCAUGUUGGCCACGGCAGCUGUUACUGCGUUGACUCCCACGUCUGCUGUGAAGAGAAAGGCAGAGCGGGAGGACGUCCCGAAGAGGAAAGAGGACGAGCCUCCGAAAAAACGUCCUCCCCUGCUGUCUCUGGAUGGUACGCUGCGUCCAAGGCUAGAGGACAACCCACUGAGGAAAAAAAGAAAGCUUUUUGACACCCAUGAUGAACCUGUAAUUGUGAAAAAGAAGAAGAAGCUUUCAAAACCAGAAGAUCUUUUGACUCCGAAGCUGUUUCGGCAAAUCAAGACAGAGAACAAUAACGGCGACGAAGACGAUGACCAGGAGGAUCAGGAAGAAGAUGGAUUUCCUUUGGACAGGAUUCAUUUCAAGGGGAAACAUGAAUAUGACGAUGAGGACCAAGCAGAAGACGAGGAGGGAGGGGAAGAGGAGAUAGUGAAAAAAGAGAGAGACAGCAGUGCAGAAGACAAAGCCAAGGUCCUGUUAAGUCCACUGCUCAGAACGUCCGAACAAGCCACCAACUCUCCCAGAGCUGGACCGAGCAGCGAAUCAGGAGAAGCACAGGACAGAAACUCCGCUCAGCUAAAGGCUCGCCAUCAGCGUCGACGCCUCCCCAACAAAGAGCUGAGCAAAGAGUUCAACCAGGAGAUCCCCAAGACCGAAGACUGUCUCUCCAGCCAAAACCACGGCUCAGUGAAGACGGAGGACGGCUCAGCCAAUCACAAUCGUCGACCACUGAAGAGCGAGGACUCCGUGGCCAAUCAGAUCCGUAAACCGCUAAAAACAGAGGAAGGUUCGACCAAUCACAACAGAUGCCCACUGAAAGCGGAGGAUGGCCUGGCCAAUCAGAACCACAGGCCUGUAAAAACGGAGUCUGAGAACGAAGUGGAGGACCAAAAGCCUCGAUGGACGCUUAAUAACGGCAGCAGCGACCUGGGCGACUGGCUGCGACACAGGGGGGGGGAGGCGAACGAGACGCGGCGUGGCUACUCGCCGCUGGGCUGGAACAGAGGCGCCCAGAUCACACCCGUUUGCCCCCGCCCACUCCCCUGCCGGUCACCGCCAAAAUGCAUCCAAAUGGAGCGCCACGUGAUCCGGCCCCCUCCCAUCAGUCCUCCGCCGGACAGACUCCCGCUGGCCGACGGUGAGGCGCACGUGAUGCGGAGAGAGACGUGGAUGUCCGUGUUCGGCCACUUGACUCACAGAGAUCUCUGUGUGUGCAUGCGCGUCUGCAGGACCUGGAACAGAUGGUGCUGCGACAAGAGGCUUUGGACGCACCUCAAUCUGAACCGCUGCAAGUCCAUUACACCGCUCAUGCUGAGCGGCGUCAUCCGGAGACAGCCGGUCGCUCUGGACCUCGGCUGGACCAACAUCUCCAAAAAACAACUCAGCUGGCUCAUCAACAGACUGCCGGCUCUGCGGGUGCUGCUGCUGUCAGGGUGCUCCUGGGUGGCGGUCUCUGCUCUUUGCACCUCCAGCUGUCCUCUUCUGAGAACUCUGGAUGUCCAGUGGGUUGAGGGACUGAAAGAUUCCCAAAUGAGGGACCUGCUGUCGCCUCCUACGGAUAACAGGCCAGGUCAGUUGGACAACAGGAGUAAACUGCGUAAUGUGGAGGACCUUCGCCUGGCAGGCCUGGACAUCACUGACACGUCUCUGCGCCUCAUCAUACGCUACAUGCCCUCGCUGUCCAAGCUGGACCUCAGCUACUGCAACCACGUCAACGACCAGUCCGUCAACGCCCUGACCGCUGCAGGGACGACCACCAGAGACUCGCUCACCGACGUCAACCUGUCAGUCUGUAACAGGGUCACAGACCAGUCACUGACCUAUUUCAAGCGCUGUGGAAGCAUCUGUCACAUCGACCUGCGCUACUGCAAACAGGUGAGCAAGGCAGGAUGCGACCGCUUCGUUGCAGAAAUGUCCGUCAGCGUGCAGUUUGAACUGAUAGAAGAGAAGCUGCUGCAAAAGAUCAGCUAGGAACACGGAGGACUGUGGAGCAUAGAGGAAUGUGGAACACGGAGGACUGUGGAUCAUAGAGGACUGUGGAACACGGAGGACUGUGUGCUGCUCGCCAGCGGGGACGUGCCUGUCCACACGGAGGCAGCAAACAACUGCGCUGACGUCUGCGUCCCCAACGGGAUGUGGAGGGGGGGGGGGGGGGGAGCUGUGCUGCUCGGCCAGAAUGUCAAAAUGCAAAUCUUGUCCUGUGAAGGCAAUAUUGCAAAAAAAAUGUUUUGUUGUUGUUUUCACUUGUUUAUAAGCUAUUUAUUUGUUUAUAUAUUGAUUGUUUACGUAUCGUAUCAUGACUAUCUUAUGGUUUCCGAUGCAAAGUUUAUUGCAUUUUAGUAAUAUUUUUGUAUCAGAAAGUGUUUCAUAUAUUUAUGUGCAGCAUUGAUUGCACCACUGUACAGUAUGAUACCAUUGGAAUUGAUAAUCAAUCGGCAUUACUGUUAAGCUCUUAAUUGUUGAGAGGCAAAGGUCGAACGAUGUGUUGCCAAACUGUAGGAUGGCAGCUUCUAUUUGUGUGUUUUUUUAUAUUUUAUUAUAUGUUUCAGUUCCCUGUUUGGACUGUAUAUUUUGUUUUUCAUACAAUGAUACAAUUUGCACUGAUACAGUAAAUAUGAAUACGUGAAUGUAUUCACAUAUACACUUUACAGUGUACAGUCUAUAAAGCUCUUUUUUUCCAACACUAAAAUGUUCCUCUAAUUCUACGAACAGCUUCUAGUUAACUGGGUUACAUGAAGACAUCUUUGGUAUUAAUUCAGCUUUGUGAAAGGACACGUUUGAGCGCUGGAUGCGCUAAAGACACAUGUUUACACCACAGUCGAUAGAUUUAGUAACUGAAACAAUAUAAACAUCUGUUUACUCCUGUCAGCUGAACUCCACAUGAUACACACAUUGGACUCAGUGCGGAAUCAUGCAAGAAAUAAAGAAGCAACAAUUAACAGAAUAAGAUGAGACAUUUGCACAAGUCUUUUGGACGAGGCAGCUUUUCCCCAUUUGACAGACAUGACCGACCGAGAGGCUGAAAUAUACAGGACUGUCUCAGAAAAUUAGAAUAUUGUGAUAAAGUUCUUUAUUUUCUGUAAUGCAAUUAAAAAAACAAAAAUGUCAUGCAUUCUGGAUUCAUUACAAAUCAACUGAAAUAUUGCAAGCCUUUUAUUCUUUUAAUAUUUAAUAAUUUUUUAAUUGCAUUACAGAAAAUAAAGAACUUUAUCACAAUAUUCUAAUUUUCUGAGACAGUCCUGUAUGUAUGUUGUAUAUUUCAACAUCAUCAUGACCCCAAAAAUGAGAUUAUAGUAAGAGAGCAGUAUUGUAUUUAUUGUUUCUAGCAGCAGAGAUGAAUAUAUUUAAUAUAAAAGAUAUAAAGCCAGUACCAGUAAACGUUGGUAAAUCCAUGUCAAUCUCCAGAGAUCAGCUUCUCACUACAAGGUUAAGAAACUGUUACAAAGAAAGAUUUUAUCCUGAAAGAUUUGUGCAAAUGUAAAAGUGUUUUAGUUUGUUCUUUUUUUAAAGUCAGAGAUUCCACUGAUAUAUACAUUUAACUGUUUAUUUUCUUUAAAAUAAUUUAUUUGAAGUCGGUAGCAUUUUCAUUGUAUGUUUUCUUUCACAUGUAUUCAUCAUCCAAAUAUUCAGUUCUAUAAAAAAAUGCUAAUUUUGCUAUUGAAACUUGUCCAACAAAUGUCGCACUCAACAGUUACAUUAUUUGAUAGAUAAACUUUUUUUAAAGAGAAAGUCUUUUUGACUAUCACUUGAUACAGUUCAGUGGGUUUACAUUUACAUGUUAUUAGUUUGUUUUUUAUUUAAGCAACAUGUUUCCAUUAAAUAUUUUAGUACAUUACUGUAAAUGUUCAAUCUGUACAUUAUGUACAUGUAAAGCCUCGAGGAAAAGUCAAGUCAACCUUUGAGAUAUUAAAUUCAUUUUAAAUACUGA
Molecule: messenger RNA, 6707 nt
Organism: Pseudoliparis swirei
Lineage: Eukaryota; Metazoa; Chordata; Actinopteri; Perciformes; Liparidae
Gene: kdm2bb
Product: lysine-specific demethylase 2B
Exons: 22
Coding region: 590-4750 (1386 amino acids)
Biological process (GO): protein demethylation; regulation of transcription by RNA polymerase II
Molecular function (GO): histone demethylase activity; zinc ion binding; protein binding
Source: RefSeq, a predicted model, not a curated record